Rhinocladiella mackenziei CBS 650.93 is the source of this 285-nucleotide messenger RNA. RefSeq lists its product as uncharacterized. Lineage: Eukaryota; Fungi; Ascomycota; Eurotiomycetes; Chaetothyriales; Herpotrichiellaceae. Gene Ontology annotation, cellular component: cytoplasm. Bases 1 to 285 code for a protein of 94 amino acids. The record is from RefSeq and is a predicted model, not a curated record. The transcript has 2 exons.
AUGGUGGUAAGUGGAUAUGCAAGCUUAAUUAGCGUCAAUGGGCUGAAGAACGAGCAGCUUGGACGUCUCACCCACUACGCCUUCGACGCCGUCCUCAUCUCUGCUUUCCUUGCCGGAAUCAAGAGAAGCACAGGUCUCACACCAACCAGCGUCAAAGCCUCUUCUAUCGGCGAGUCCAAAGAAAUCCAGACAUGGGUUGAUCGAUAUCUCGGAGUGGGAGAAUGGGUGAUGGAUCAAUCAGUGGCAAUCAUGGGCAGCAGCGGUUGGUUUGAACGAAGGCGAUGA